Messenger RNA from Aspergillus versicolor CBS 583.65, 750 nucleotides. RefSeq names its product dienelactone hydrolase family protein. Bases 1 to 750 code for a protein of 249 amino acids. Gene Ontology annotation, molecular function: hydrolase activity. The record is from RefSeq and is a predicted model, not a curated record. Lineage: Eukaryota; Fungi; Ascomycota; Eurotiomycetes; Eurotiales; Aspergillaceae. The transcript has 2 exons.
AUGUCGGACUGUUGUGUGAGGGGAUUUGAAUGGAACGGAACCCCCGUUGGAAAAGAAACAAAGCUCGCCAAUCUUGACUCCUAUGUUACCGGCUCCAGCGACAAGGUAGCCGUACUUCUCAUUCACGACCUGUUUGGGUGGACCUUUAGCAACGUCCGGAUUCUCGCCGACCAAUAUUCACGUGAAAUCGAUGCGACGGUCUACGUACCUGACUUCUUCGGUGGCGAGGUUAUAGAAGCAGAGGUGGUGCGCGAUUUCACCCGCUUGCGCCAAAUGGACAUGUCGGGUUUCCUUGCUCGCAACAGUAAAGCGACUCGGGAAUCCGAGAUUGUCGCUUGCGCGCAUGCCCUCCGUGGCAAGUACGAGAGAGUGGCCGCUGUCGGCUUUUGCUUCGGUGGAUGGGCUGUGUUCCGGCUGGGGGCAACAUCCUAUAACCCUCCUCUAGUGGAUUGCAUAUCUACUGCCCAUCCCUCGAUGCUGGACCCAGAUGAGAUUGGGAACAUUGGCGUGCCCGUCCAGAUUCUAGCUCCGGAAAUCGACCCUAUGUUCAGUCCGGAGUUAAAGGAAACCUGCAACCGUGUAAUACCCUCCAAGGGUGUUCCGUACGACUACCAGUACUUUCCGGGCGUUGAGCAUGGAUUUGCUACCAGAGGGUAUAGUGAUAAUAGGGUCGAACGGGAGGCGAUGGUGCGGGGGAUAGGCUCUGUCGUAUCCUGGUUCAGAUAUUGGCUCCAUGUUAAGGAAGCAUGA